AAUUAAUAAAAAUAAAAAAGAAUAAGUAAAAUAAAAUUAAUAGUAAUUAAAUAUUAACAGUAAUAACAAUAAUAAACUGUACAUGCAUAAGGCAAUUUUAGAAACAUAAAUAAAGAAGAAUAUUAUGAAAAAAAAAUAGGAUGAGCAAGAAUGUUAUAAAAUGUAGCAAAACAAAUAUCCCUAACGUAUCUUAUCAUAUAAAUAAUUAUUCAAAUUCAUAUUUUUGCAAAAUAUUAUUAAAUAAAACUAAUAUUAUAUAAAAUAUAACAGAAGUCGAUGGAAUUGUACUGCGUGUCUUGAAUGCCAGAAGGGAAGGGGGUCAAUCAGUUCACUUCUUAUAUGCAGUAUUUGGCCCAGUAGAUAUAAUACAUAUCAUUAUAAUGUCUCUUAUUCAGUAAACAACAACAAAAAAAGACCCAGUCUAACUAUUUUCUGGAAUUUUAUUGUAUUCGACUUUUUUUAGCCUGUGUUUUAUUUUGAAGGAGGCGCCGGAAGCAACUUCUUCCACAUCCGGUUUGUUUCGGGCGGCUGUCAAUACAGAAGCAUCCGACAGAAUGUCAAGAAAACUACAGAGGUAGGCGGUGGGGUCUCGUUUUCAGCUCGGCCCGCAGCUGUGGGUUUAAACGGCUCCAGGAAUGGACGAGUGUCGUUUUCAGGAGCCGCUGUUCACGUUUGGGGUCAUCGCUGACGUCCAGUACGCGGACAUCGAUGACGGCUACAAUUAUACCCGCACCCGGAAGCGCUACUACCGGAGCAGUUUACAGCUGCUGAAAAACGCCCUGGACGCCUGGAGAGGGGCGCGCGUGCCGCCGCUCUUCGUCCUCCAGCUGGGAGACCUCAUCGACGGCUUCAACAAGGCCCACGGCGCUUCGGAGCGGGCUCUGGACGCGGCGCUCCGCGGGUUCGACUCCUUCCCCGCGCCGGUGCAUCACGUGUGGGGGAACCACGAGUUCUACAACUUCAGCAGGAGCGCGCUGCUGCGCUCGCGGCUGAACAGCAGGCAGCACGCGGACAGCAGCCCGGGCUCGGCCCCGGCCCGGCCUGACAUCUACGCGUACCGGUUCACUCCGGUUCCGGGGUUCACGUUCGUGGUGCUGGACGCCUAUGACGUCAGCUUGCUGGGCAGGGAGGAGUCCAGCGAGGAGUACCGAGGGGCCAUGGAGCUGAUCCGGAGGUACAACCAGAACCAGGACCUCAACUGUCCGCCAGACGUCAAGCAGAGGUUCACCAUGUUCAACGGAGGCUUCAGUCAGGAGCAGCUGGACUGGCUGGACGCCGUGCUGACCUCUGCAGAUGAGAAGCAGGAGCGAGUCACCAUCGUCAGUCACCUCCCCGCCCACCCGGACUCCACGGACGCCGUCUGCCUCGCCUGGAACUGCGAAGAGCUCCUCGCCGUCAUCGGCUCGCACAAAAGCGUGGUGUGUUACAUGGCAGGACACGCCCACGACGGAGGAUACCACCGUGAUGAGGACACGGGGGUGCACCACCUGACUCUGGACGGGGUGAUUGAGACUUCGCCCUACAGCGACGCGUUCGGGAUCGUGUCCGUGUACGCGGACAGGAUGGAGCUGAAAGGAAGCGGGAGGGUGAUGGAUCAGCUCUUCCUGUUCUCAUGACGCCGUAGAGGCGGAGCCAUUACAGAACGGCUCCUCUGGGUUUUAAUCCGUCAGCUCUUCCACAGAUUGAUAUUUUUCUUUAAGUUAUGGGUCGGAACCGACCCGGAUUUGCCGAUAUCUGCAGCCUUACUGUGAGUUUUGUUCUAACGGCGAGAAUCCUGCUGAGUCAGGAACUCCUGAGUCACUUUAGAGGAAGAAAAUGUUCCUCAUUAAGCCCUUUUAACCUUGAAAUAUUCAUUUAAAACCAAAGUAUCUAAUUUUUAAAUGAAGUCACUUUCAGUAAAAUUGCUGCUUUUGCUUCUGAAACUGCACUCAUGAACUAUAUUCAUAUUUAAUAAGGGAAUUGUGUGAAGUGUUGCUUUCUGCAGGGAUGUUGCACUUUUUAAAAAAAAAGAUUAGUUUUAUUCAAAUGUUAAAGGAUUUGAGUUCAUAUGUUGGUGAUUAUUUGAUCUGCAACAAUAAAACUCUUUUUCUGACAAAUAUU
Molecule: messenger RNA, 2100 nt
Organism: Oryzias melastigma (Indian medaka)
Lineage: Eukaryota; Metazoa; Chordata; Actinopteri; Beloniformes; Adrianichthyidae
Gene: adprm
Product: ADP-ribose/CDP-alcohol diphosphatase, manganese-dependent
Exons: 3
Coding region: 636-1616 (326 amino acids)
Molecular function (GO): 2',3'-cyclic-nucleotide 2'-phosphodiesterase activity; CDP-glycerol diphosphatase activity; ADP-ribose diphosphatase activity
Source: RefSeq, a predicted model, not a curated record